AUGGAGGAGUCGAUGCACCCCGACCCGACGCCGGCGCUUCCGCCAUCGCUCGAAGACAUUCGCGAGCAGGUCGCGCGUCUUGAAGCGGCCCACAGAGCGAAGGGCUUGCCCUUAUCCGGACGUAUCAUUCACGUCGCGCACCACCUGCCUGUCGAAAUUGUUCGGCUCGCUCAGCCCAACGACACUGAUGUCGCCCUGACGUCACCCAUCACACCAGAGUUCAAGCCAGAGGACAUUGUCACUGUCGAGAGCGCGGACCAGAAGUGGAAGAUUCAUGCCCGACAGGGCCACACGGCAAUGGUGUCGGGUAUCCGCUCCUUGUCCGACACUCAUGAGCAGCUUGUCGUUGCAUGGACAGGAGAUAUCCUCUCCCAGCCCGCUGGGAAGACUGGCCAGUCGACGCCGAACCUCGGCCCCACAAACCCGUCCUCGUUUGUGCUCCAGGACAAUGUCGAGUUGCAUGCAGCUCCAACUCAGUCGCCACUCAUGGUCAUUGGCAGCGACUUUGAUUUCAAGGAGCAAAGAGAAAUCACCAACGAGCUCAAGAGGUUCAGCGACACCGAGGUCGAGCAGGAGGGUUACGGCAAGCUCACCUACGUCCCCGUUUUCAUGCCCCAGGAGAUCAGCAAGGGCCAUUAUGAGGGAUACUGCAAGACUACACUAUGGCCCCUCUUCCACUACCUUCUGUGGCUUGACUCUACGGCUACGGUCCCUUCGCCUGACCCCUCCUGGAUCGCCUACCAGAAGGCCAAUGAGCUCUUCGCCAAGCGUGUCGCCGAGGUCUGGAAGCCGGGAGACUUGGUCUUUGUACACGACUACCACCUCCAGCUUGUACCCAAGCUCAUUCGCGAGUUCUUGGGACAGUCGGCUCACGUGAGCUUCCCUGGCCCCUACGGCACUCAGCCGCCUACCUCUGCAGCUCAGAGUGACAGCGCCAGCGCCAAGUCCGGUGACCACAGCCGAGACCCGAGCGAGGUCAUGAUCGCCCUGUUUGUGCACACACCGUGGCCCAGUUCAGAGAUCUUCCGCUGCCUUCCCAAGAGAAACGAAAUCCUCGAGGGCAUGCUCGGAGCCAACUUGGUUCUCUUCCAGACCUACUCGUACUCUCGCCACUUCAUUUCGAGCUGUAUUCGUGUCUGCGGCUACGAGUCGACUACCAACGGUGUUGAUGUCAACGGUGUCAUCACGGUUGUCAGCCACUGCCCCAUUGGCAUCGACGUCAAGCGUGUGGCCCACGACCGCGACGCCCCUGGUGUGCGCCCCAAGAUGGACAGCCUCCGCCAGCUCUACGCCGACAAGAAGAUUAUUGUCGGCCGUGAGAAGCUUGACGCACCCAAGGGAGUGUACAACAAACUGCAGGCGUUCGAAGUCUUCCUUGAAAAGUACCCAGACUGGAGGAACAAGGUCGUGCUCAUUCAGGUGACUACACCGGCCCUGUCCGAGUCGCCCAAGCUCGAGAGAAUGGUGGCCGAGCUCGUCAGCCACAUCAACGGCACCUACGGUAGCCUCGACUUUACCCCUGUUCACCAUUACCACCAGGCCAUUGAGCGCGACGAGUACUUUGCUCUCCUCUCAGUCGCUGACCUCGCCCUCAUCACCUCUCUCCGUGACGGCAUGAACACCACUUCCAUGGAGUUCAUCAUCUGCCAGGACAAGUCGAACAAGUCGCCCUUGGUCCUGUCCGAGUUCAUGGGCACCAGCUCAUCGUUUGGUGAGGCUUUGAAGAUCAACCCUCACGACCUGGUCGGUGUUGCGGACGCGAUCGAGAAAGGCCUGUCCAUGGGCGAGGAGGAGAAGGAAACCCGCCAUGCUGCACUCUACAAGAGCGUAGUUGGUCACACUAGCCACACUUGGGCCGCGACAAUGGUCCAGCUCCUCCUCGAGAACGUCGGCAACGAGCACACUGCACACCAAACUCCCGUCCUCGACACUGCGCUUAUGAAGUCAAAGUACGCCUCGGCCAAGAAGAGGCUUAUGCUCUUCGACUACGACGGCACCCUCACCCCUAUUGUCAAGGUUCCCUCGGCGGCUGUUCCUACUGCCCGCACCCGUGCCGCCAUUGCCGCCCUCGCUGCCGACCCCAAGAACGUCGUCUACCUCAUCUCGGGUCGUGAUGGCGACUUCCUUGAGGAGCACUGGGGUAUGGUCAAGCACCUGGGCUUCUCUGCCGAGCACGGCAGCUUUGUCAAGACGAGAGAGGAUGGCGAGUGGAUGAACAUGACCGAGGCUCUCGACAUGAGCUGGAUGAGCGAGGUUGAGGAGAUCUUCCGCUACUACACGGAGCGAACGACGGGUAGUACCAUUGAGCUCAAGAAGGCUUCCAUCACCUGGCACUACCGCAACGCCGACCCCGUGUUUGGCGAGUUCCAGUGUAAGCAGGCACUCGACCUGCUGGAGAGCAGCUUGGCACCGCGCCGACCGAUCGAAGUCCUUGUGGGCAAGAAGAACCUUGAGGUGCGACCUCUGGCCAUCAACAAGGGCGAGAUUGUCAGACGUCUCAUCUAUGAGAACCCUGACGCCGACUUUAUCAUGUGUGCCGGCGACGACAAGACCGAUGAGGACAUGUUCCGUGCCUUGAGGACAGUAUUCCCUCCCGGAGGACCCCGCGAGGACGAGCCCGUGUUGAUGAAGCCUCCUGUCGGCAUCACAUCCGUCCUCGACCCCGACGACGCUGAGGCGCUUCCUGAGAAGGAGAUUCACAUCCGACCGGACGGAGUGUUUGCAACCACGGUCGGGUCUGCGGCCAAGAAGACAUUAGCUGGCUGGCACGUCACUGGCCCAGAAGAGGUGGUCGACGCCGUCGAGCAGCUCCUGAAGAAGUGA
This is a messenger RNA of Vanrija pseudolonga, 2823 nucleotides long. It is a transcript of the gene TPS2, whose product is annotated as Trehalose-phosphatase. Gene Ontology annotation, molecular function: trehalose-phosphatase activity. Gene Ontology annotation, cellular component: alpha,alpha-trehalose-phosphate synthase complex (UDP-forming); cytosol. The transcript is spliced from 4 exons. Gene Ontology annotation, biological process: trehalose biosynthetic process. The record is from RefSeq and is a predicted model, not a curated record. Lineage: Eukaryota; Fungi; Basidiomycota; Tremellomycetes; Trichosporonales; Trichosporonaceae. Bases 1 to 2823 code for a protein of 940 amino acids.